UCAUGGAGUGACGUCAUUUUUUGAUAAAUUGAGAAAAAGCAUUAAGGGAAAUUGGUAAUAUUCAUUCAUGUUCAUCCUCCUUCCGUCACUCGUGUUUACGGGUACUUAACGUGGUGUGACACAAAAGCGCCUUCAAACUCACACUGUGCAGCCUGGAAGGUGAGAGAAUCGUUCCGGGAUUUCUUGUGCUGAGCGCCUCAGCACAGACAGCUUCAGUGGAUCUGCAACAAAAAGCGAUACAGCAAGUCGCGCCAGUGAUAGCCUACAUUUCAAAUCAACACAUCAUUAUUCAGUGGACGAUGGGAAGCGGUGGCAACACAUCGGACAUUCCGUACCAUAUCUCACAUUUGGCCAUGAUGAACAAUAGUGUUUUUUGUCGGAACUUCAGCGAUAACGUGAGUGUAGAGGCAAAAUGUGAGAGAACAGACAACCUAGCCAAAGACUCGACACCAGUGAUCAUCGCGAUUAUAAUCACGACUCUUUACUCUAUCGUGUGUGUGCUUGGUCUGGUGGGGAACGUACUCGUCAUGUAUGUCAUUAUCAGAUACACUAAAAUGAAAACCGCCACAAAUAUCUACAUCUUCAACCUGGCCUUGGCUGAUGCACUAGCCACCAGUACACUGCCCUUCCAGAGUGUCAACUUCCUGAUGGGGACUUGGCCGUUUGGAGACAUUCUGUGCAAGAUAGUGAUAUCCAUCGACUACUACAACAUGUUCACCAGUAUCUUCACAUUGACCACCAUGAGUAUUGACCGUUACAUUGCAGUGUGCCACCCCGUCAAGGCCUUAGACUUCCGCACGCCCCGUAACGCAAAGAUUGUCAACGUGUGCAACUGGAUCCUGUCCUCUGCCAUCGGUCUGCCUGUCAUGUUCACCGCCUUAACUACUGUAACUGAUAAUGGCAAGUAUGACAGAUUCAUCGACUGCACUUUGAUCUUCCCACACCCAUCCUGGUACUGGGAGAAUCUCCUGAAAAUCUGCGUCUUCAUCUUUGCCUUCAUCAUCCCGGUCCUCAUCAUUACCGUAUGCUACGGGCUAAUGAUCUUGCGCCUGAAGAGCGUGCGCAUGUUGUCCGGCUCCAAGGAGAAGGACCGCAACCUGCGGCGCAUCACCCGCAUGGUCCUGGUGGUGGUGGCCGUCUUCAUCAUCUGCUGGACGCCCAUCCACAUCUACGUCAUCAUCAAAGCCCUAAUCAAUAUCCCCAACUCCCUGUUGCAGUCCGUCACCUGGCACUUCUGCAUCGCUCUGGGCUACACAAACAGCUGCCUGAAUCCCGUCCUCUACGCCUUCCUGGACGAGAACUUCAAACGCUGCUUCCGCGAGUUCUGCAUCCCCUUGAGUCCCUCUGUGUUGGAGCUGCAGAAUUCUUCUCGUACCCGCCCCCACCAGCAGCACCAGCGCGAUCAGCACUCCAGCGCCAACAGGGUGGAGAGGUCCAAUCAACAGGUAUGACUAGGUAUGGAGAUGUUGUCUUUGGACUCACGCUACCAGCCUAAUGAUGACAUGAGCUCGGAAGUCACCCAGGUAACCACAGUGCUCUGACACAAAGCUCUGACACAUGAUGCGCCAAGAUACUGAAGUGCAACGUAUCACAACCAUCGAUCGUACUGUCGCCUCUUUCUGGAGAGGCUGACGAGUAUUUGAAUGCAGAAUGACACUCCGCAUAAAGCCUUCUGUCAGGUAGCAUUAUUAAAAUGUUGAACAUUAGGCAGAACACUGAAAUGAAGACACAUCAACUAUUAUGUACACAGUAUAUUUGUAGACUAGUAUAUUGAACAUACUGUAAUAGGAUAAUGUUCUGUGGUCAACAUCAUUCACAAUUAGAAACUCUUGAUUGAGAGCACUUAUUUCAAGACACUCAUUCAAGAAGAUUGUUAUUUAAGGGUCAAGUGGCGAUUCAAAAAAACAAGGCGGCCACCCCACCACUUGUUUUGGUAAACAGCUAAGAGAUGGGACUGGAGGAAUGUAACCACUGUCAAAUUGAUAGACAGAGCUAUGGAUGCAAGAACUGACCAUCCAUGAGAUCAAAAUGAUCUGUUUGUUUGUUUACAAUUACAUUAUUGUUUGCUUCCAGAGUCAAUGGCUUUAUAUUAUUAAUUUUAAAGUCAGAAAAUGGAUGUAGCCUACCAAUCUGCUUUACAUCUACUGUAUGUAUAGCAGCUUUUAUAUACUGUAUGUUCUGUACUAAAUUGUUAUUUAUUAUAUGUGUAUAUGAUGUGCAAGUGGUUUGGGAACUAUCAAAUUAAUCAUUUAUAUUGUAUUUCCUUGUCAAAUCGCCAGUUGGCAACCCAUCCCUUACUGGAUUUACUGACGCAUAAACAAACAUUACAAUGAUUCACAGUGAUUAUUCAGUGAUAAUUCUUCCAGUGUUCUGUGCAGUGUGCACUGCAUAAAGAAUGAAAAAUUAAUAAUAGUAAAUAAGGUUAUUCAAGCAAUAAUAAUAACAACCCUAGAGCUGUAAAAAAUAAUACAAAUUAAUUACAAAAGAAAUAAAGCAAAUGGCAUUUAAACCCGGUCUGGCACAAAGAGAAGAUUUAAAUCAAAUCUAAUUUUAUUUGUCACAUGCACCAAAUUCAACAGGUGUUUCACCUUACUGUGAAAUGCUUACUUACAAGCCCUUCUAUUGUGAGUGAUAUACACAAUCUAUAUACAUAUGUGCACUUUGAAUUUCAUUCUGUCACCCUUUUUUUUUUAUUCCAAGCUUUAUAAAACAAAAUCUGCAAACAGAAAUACACAACAGACAAAAAACUAUUUCAGUUUCUCUUCAUCGCUCAGCCACAUAAUGCCAGGGUAGAUCUGGUGGAAUUUCUGAAAGCGUAUAUCGUGGUAGAAAGGACAAUAGAGGAUAAAAUGAAUUGAGUUCUCUCUUCGACGUCACAAUAGUUACAUAGUGUUUCCGCUUCCAUUUAACCACAAACCGACCUGUUUCAAUACACAGAGACAAUAUCCCUUAUAUUACCUGUUUCAAUAUGCAGAGACAAUAUCACUGAUCUUACCUGUUUCAAUACGCAGAGACAAUAUCCCUGAUCUUACCUGU
Molecule: messenger RNA, 3036 nt
Organism: Oncorhynchus mykiss (rainbow trout)
Lineage: Eukaryota; Metazoa; Chordata; Actinopteri; Salmoniformes; Salmonidae
Product: delta-type opioid receptor
Biological process (GO): G protein-coupled opioid receptor signaling pathway; sensory perception of pain; neuropeptide signaling pathway
Cellular component (GO): plasma membrane; neuron projection
Molecular function (GO): neuropeptide binding; morphine receptor activity; G-protein alpha-subunit binding
Source: RefSeq, a predicted model, not a curated record